AUGAUGUCACAAACUAAUGGUCUUACAACUGCGACAAUUACUAACAAUAAGUUAAAUGUUAAUGGAAAUGAAGCAGAAUGGGACAAUGAAUGCGAUGUUUUUAAUAGACUUCAAUCGUUGAUCCCAGCGAUAAAACAAAACUUUAUCUUAAUUUCUCAACAAUACAAUCAAUUUCUCAAUGAUACAGACGAGUUGAGUAAAACAUUUACCGCGAUGCAAUUAAAACAGGAGAAGCUUGAGCGAGAAUUAGAUUUUUAUCGUAAAGAUCUCAAUGAUUUUGACAAACAGAUCGAUUCAAAUGCAGAUAAUCGUGUGUAUCUCGAUGUAGGUGGACAUCAUUUUACAACGACCAUUAAAACCUUAACUCAAAGUAAUUCCUUAUUUUUUAAAGCAUUUCUUAUGAAAGAAUGGAAUCGAAAUGCAAAUACGGCAGAUAAUCGAAUCUUCAUCGAUCGCGACGGACGAAUUUUUGAUUUGGUACUCAAAUACCUUCGAACAGGUGAACUUAACAUUGAAGACAGAGCCACUCGGAAAGAAUUGCUCACCGAAGCGAAAUUCUACAAAAUUCAAAGUUUAGAAGACGAAUUGAAUUCACUUUUACGAAAAGAUGAAUCAUGUCUGACAGCUAAUCUAACUAACCAGUCAUCACCGCCAUGUAGUCCUGCACCAGCAAUCAAUCGAACACGGUCUUCACCUUAUUCCUCAUCGGCGGCACCCAAUACAUUGACACGUUCUUCACCAUUCAAUCAAUCUAUGCCGACAAAAAGCAAACCUCAUCCAGCCCAAACAGCAUUGUCAUGGCGAACAAUAAUUCCAUCGGAAAACCGUUUAAACAUCUUCUUAGGAAGUACUUUAAUAACACCAGAAUAUGAAGAAAAACUUUCCGAAUUCAUCGGUCCAGAAAUGAUGACACAGCAACCAUGGAAAUUGAUUUAUCGUGCUAGUGAACACGGAUUCGACGCCGCUGAUUUCCAUCGUUGCUCUGAAUCCUAUGCGCCAACAAUAUCAAUCAUUCAAACUGAUUUCGGAAAUAUUUUCGGUGGAUUUACAUCAAUUUCAUGGAGUUCAGCAACACUUCGUGCUGAUCAAGCAGAUCCCACAGCAUUUCUCUUCACAUUAAAGAAUACUCUAAACGUACCACCAACGAAAUUUCCCGUCGCGAAAGAAUAUCAACAGUGUGCAAUAAGUCAUAAUCCAACCUGUGGUCCCAAUUUCGGCUCGCCGAAGAAUGAAGGAAGUGAUCUAUGUUUAAGGAACAAAUUUAAUGAAAAAACCAAUUGUAUAUUUUUUCCAAAAAGUUAUGUCGAUACAACGAAUCUUGGCAGUUCAAUAUUCGCGAAGAAAUAUUUUGCCUGUAAAGAAGUCGAAGUAUUUACGAUAACAACACAAUAA
Messenger RNA from Adineta ricciae, 1392 nucleotides. The record is from the annotation of a GenBank genome assembly. NCBI's taxonomy places the organism in Eukaryota, Metazoa, Rotifera, Eurotatoria, Adinetida, Adinetidae.